AUGGAACUUACAAACUAAUCAGGAAUAAUUUAGAUAGAGAAGAUCAAAAGAAUUAUAUCAAUUGCAAGCAUAUUGUAAAAGUAAAAAAAAAAAAAAAAGUGGGUUUUAAUCAAAGAUGAGUCAACAAAAUAAUUAAAGGAAUUUAGAAUAAGGAAGAUUAAAAAAUCAUUGGAGACAAAGAUAAAUAUUGUUUAGGUAAGUUAAGAUUCAACAUUAAAGAAAAACUUAAAUGAUUCUAUAUAUGAGUCCUUCAAAGAUAAUACUCUAAAUAAAAUGGAGAGAUUUGAAGAAGCUUUGGUGGAUUAUGAUUUAGCAAUUUUGAAAAAUCCAGAAAAUUCUCUAUAUUUUUUUAACAAAGCUGGUACUCUAGAUAAAAUGUAUAGAUAUGAGGAAGCUUUGGACAAUUAUGAUUUAGCAAUUUUGAAAAAUCCAGAAAAUUCUCUAUAUUAUUUUAACAAAGCUGGUACUUUAGAUAAAAUGAAAAGAUAUGAGGAAGCUUUGAAAAAUUAUGAUUUAGCAAUUUUGAAAAAUCCAGAAAAUUCUCUAUAUUAUUUUAACAAAGCUGGUACUUUAGAUAAAAUGAAAAGAUAUGAGGAAGCUUUGAAAAAUUAUGAUUUAGCAAUUUUGAAAAAUCCAGAAAAUUCUAUAUAUUAUUUUAACAAAGCUGGUACUUUAGAUAAAAUGAUGAGAUUUGAAGAUGCUUUGAAAAAUUAUGAUUUAGCUAGAGAAAAAAGCUUAGGUAUUUCUGACUAUUAGAAUGGUAAAGCCAAUUAAAAAUGAUUAUCAAAAUAAUUGACAAAUUUUAAUUAUUCUUAAAAAUUAUACUAAAUAAAUGAAAGAAAUUUAGAAGAUUUAGAAAUCCUAAUAGAGAAAUUUAUUUGAAAUUUAUAUACACUAUAUAAAACAUAAAACUUGG
Molecule: messenger RNA, 916 nt
Organism: Paramecium tetraurelia
Lineage: Eukaryota; Ciliophora; Oligohymenophorea; Peniculida; Parameciidae
Exons: 8
Molecular function (GO): protein binding
Source: RefSeq, a predicted model, not a curated record